This is a messenger RNA of Benincasa hispida (wax gourd), 1022 nucleotides long. Its product is annotated as tropinone reductase homolog At5g06060-like. Lineage: Eukaryota; Viridiplantae; Streptophyta; Magnoliopsida; Cucurbitales; Cucurbitaceae. Gene Ontology annotation, molecular function: oxidoreductase activity. The record is from RefSeq and is a predicted model, not a curated record.
AUUGAAUAUUGUUUUCGAACUUGUGAUUGCAAACUCUUCUCUCAAAAUCUAUAGCGAACACGAACUUCAAAGAUGACGGAGGCCGGCGACAGUUCCGGGAAAUCCCGAUGGUCUCUCAAAGGCUGCACCGCGCUCGUCACCGGCGGCACUCGCGGAAUCGGUCACGCUUUGGUGGAGGAACUAGCCGGUUUAGGGGCGUCGGUUCACACCUGCUCCCGGAACGAAUCGGACCUCAAUCGGUGCUUGAAGGAAUGGGAGGGCAAGGGAUUUGUGGUCAGUGGAUCGGUUUGUGAUGCUUCUUCGAGAACACAAAGAGAGGAGCUGAUACAGGAAGUGGCGUCUGUUUUCUGUGGCACUCUCAAUAUUCUGGUAAACAAUGUGGGAACAAACAUAAGGAAGCCAAGUACUGAGUACAGUUUGGAAGAGGUUUCGGCAUUGAUGACAACAAACUUUGAAUCUGCAUAUCAUUUAUCCCAACUUUCUCAUCCUCUUUUAAAAGCUUCUGGAAAUGGAAGCAUUGUGUUCAUUACUUCGGUUGCUGGUCUCGUGAGCAUUGGAAGUGGAUCCAUCUAUGCUGCAACUAAAUCUGCAAUAAAUCAACUGACCAGAAAUCUUGCUUGUGAAUGGGCCAAGGACAAUAUCAGGAUCAAUGGUGUUGCACCCUGGUAUAUCAAUACCCCUCUUGUAGAAAAGUUGCUGAGUAAUAAGACAUUGGUGGACAAAAUAGUGUCUCGAACUCCACUUGGGCGCAUAGGGGAAUCGGACGAAGUGUCGUCAUUGGUGGCAUUCCUUUGCUUGCCUGCUGCAUCUUACAUUACUGGACAGAUUAUUUCGGUCGAUGGAGGAUUCACUGCAAAUGGAUUUGAACCUGGUAUGAGACUAGACAAAUUGUGAAAACACUGUUCUGCCUCUCGUAUGACUGGACAGAUUUAUUUCCUUAAUAAUCUUUUAUGCUAAAUCAUGUGUUCUCAACUCUUUCAAGUCUGCUGCUCAGCUUCUCAUAUUACUCCUGUUUAAUUUUU